AUGCCUCCCAACACCGAGAUCCCCAGCAAGGAGCACCGUGAAAACAUCACUGCCCGUUUCUCCGACCUCAUUUCAACCAUUGAGUCUCACAAAAGCUGGACUCCUCCCAAUGUCGACCGCAGCCUCUUCCACGUCUGGGACUUUGUCAAGAGAUCUCACUAUACCAUGACCGAGCUAGACAACAUGGUCGCUGGCCGCCCACUAAAGCACCCUGAUCAGAUCCCCAAGAACGACGGCACCAGCACAGGUCCCGCAGCAGCCGCUGCCUCUUUCCACGACGUCCUUACACGUACCAUCAUGAUCAACCAGAGCAUUCAAGAUCCCCGCAUGCUUGUCAUGAUGGGCAUGUCCAACAUCGACUUUGGUCCUGCCAUCAAAGAAAAGUCAGCAGCCGUGAUGAAGGCUCUCACAGACUCUACAGAGAACCAGCCUUCAUCUUGA
This is a messenger RNA of Fusarium pseudograminearum CS3096, 441 nucleotides long. RefSeq lists its product as uncharacterized. NCBI's taxonomy places the organism in Eukaryota, Fungi, Ascomycota, Sordariomycetes, Hypocreales, Nectriaceae. The transcript is spliced from 2 exons. The record is from RefSeq and is a predicted model, not a curated record. The coding region runs from base 1 to 441 and encodes 146 amino acids.